CCACUGCACGGGGCCAGCAAUAGCCCCGCGUCCGGCCAGCCGCAGACCCCCUCCGCCAUGGCUGAGCAGAGGCGGCCCGCCGGGCCCGGCCCCAGCCCCCCGGGCCCCUUCCCUGCCACGGGCUGGGAUGGGGCCGGCCCCGGGAAGCUGCAGGUGCUGGAGAAGUUCUUCACGCCCCAGGGGGCUGCGGGGGCCCGGUUCCCCCGGCCCCUCUCCUCCUCCUCCCGCUCUGCAUCGGCCUCCUCGGCCUCCUCGGCCUCCUGGUCCUCGGCCGGCAGCCCGGAGCGGGACACCCUCGGCGCCUGCCCCCCGCGCCUCGCCCGCUCCUGCCUGGAUGUGUCCGUGGGGGUCGCCCCACGGCGAGGCGGGGGCCUGGCCACGGCCUCCCGGCUGCAGCGGGGCCAGAGCCAGAGCAUGGACGUCCUGGGGCCCCCCCGGGUGCGGCUCUACAAGCCAGCCAGCGUGGAGAAGGGGCUGGGGGGCCGGCGGGGGCCCGUGCUCCGGGCGCUGCACAAGGCCAAGUCCGUGGAGGCUUUGGAGGGGCGCGGGGGCUCCCGGGGCCCCGGCUGCGAGGCAGGGCUGCCCCCGGCCCCCCCCAGGCGGAGGGGGCCCGAGGAGAAGCAGCGGUUCUCCGAGUUCCUGGACGAGAUCACGCAGCGGGUGCUGAGCCCGGCGCGCCUGGGCUGGCUGGGCUGGAGGGCGCCCCCGCCGCCGGCCACGUCCCCCCCGACCGACAGCUCCGAGUCCAAGGCCUCCAGCCCCCGCGGGUCCGUGCCCGAGGACCUGGGGGCGGGGGCGGGGCGGCAGCGGAGCCCGCGGGCCAGGCCCCCCAAAGAUGCCAGCAGCAGCUCCCUGCCCCCACCGCGGCCCCAGCAGCAGCCCCCCCUGGGGCCCCCCAAGGCCGGGGGGCUGGCGGGAAUGAAACGGCUGGACAGAGCAACCAGGAGAGGCGGGAAGGACCUGGAGCAGGCGGGGGCCAACGCGGAGCCGACACGGCAGGCGGCCCAGGCUCCGGCGGGCGCCCGGGGGCAGCAGGGCCUGGAGCAGACCUGGGCCGAGCUGGAGGCCUUGAAGGAGAAAUUCAGCAGGCUGCAGGAGGAUUACAGCAGCACCCAGCGCAGCAACCGCCUCCUGGAAGAGAAACUUCUCACCAUCGCCCAGACCAUGGCAGCCGAGAGGCAGGCGCUGAACCAGCACGUCGCGGAGCUGCUGGAGCGGCUGAUCGGGGUCCCCGGCCACCUCGUGCCCCAGGGGGGGCGGAAUGUGCCGGCCAGCUCUCUGCCCGAGGCCGCCCCAGACCACGCCAGGCCCCCGGCGCCCCAGCCUGGGGCAGCGCCGUGGGAGGGGGCAGGGGGCAGCUUGGAGGGGCUGCUGGGGGGGCAGGGGGAGGAGGAGGACUGGGGGGGCAAAGGCAUCGAGUCCACGCUCCUGUGAGCUCCCCCGGGGUCGGCCCCCUUCCCCCUCUGGUACAGACGCCCCCAUGAAGGGGCAUCUGGGGCUCCUACCUGCCCCCCCGCACCGUCAGAGCCAGCAAUAAAAGAUGCAAGCCCA
This is a messenger RNA of Alligator mississippiensis (American alligator), 1551 nucleotides long. RefSeq names its product atherin. The record is from RefSeq and is a predicted model, not a curated record. The transcript is spliced from 6 exons. The coding region runs from base 58 to 1434 and encodes 458 amino acids. Lineage: Eukaryota; Metazoa; Chordata; Crocodylia; Alligatoridae.